This is a messenger RNA of Neogale vison (American mink), 1980 nucleotides long. RefSeq names its product methyltransferase 16, N6-methyladenosine (gene METTL16). NCBI's taxonomy places the organism in Eukaryota, Metazoa, Chordata, Mammalia, Carnivora, Mustelidae. Bases 145 to 1833 code for a protein of 562 amino acids. The transcript has 10 exons. Gene Ontology annotation, molecular function: 23S rRNA (adenine(1618)-N(6))-methyltransferase activity. Gene Ontology annotation, biological process: rRNA base methylation. Gene Ontology annotation, cellular component: nucleus. The record is from RefSeq and is a predicted model, not a curated record.
GCUGCAUGCUUGCCCAACAUGGCGGCGCGCUAGGAGCGUAACAUCUGCGUUUCUAGGUGCUUCGCUCUGCGGGUGGUUUAAGACUCUGAAGUUGUAGAGGUCUACUCCAGAUCGGUCAUUUGGAAGAAACUUUUGAGUUCAGAUAUGGCUCUGAGUAAAUCAAUGCAUGCAAGAAAUAGAUACAAGGACAAACCUCCUGACUUUGCAUAUCUGGCAACCAAAUACCCAGAUUUUAAGCAGCAUGUUCAGAUAAAUCUGAACGGAAGAGUAAGUCUUAAUUUUAAAGACCCUGAAGCAGUCAGAGCUCUGACCUGUACUCUCCUAAAGGAAGAUUUUGGACUUUCUAUUGAUAUUCCAUUGGAAAGACUGAUUCCUACAGUUCCCUUGAGACUCAACUACAUUCAUUGGGUAGAAGAUCUGAUUGGUCAUCAGGACUCUGACAAAAGUACUCUCCGAAGAGGAAUUGACAUAGGUACUGGGGCAUCCUGCAUCUAUCCUUUACUUGGAACAACAUUAAAUGGCUGGUAUUUCCUUGCAACGGAAGUAGAUGACAUGUGCUUCAACUAUGCAAAGAAAAAUGUGGAACAGAAUAAUUUAUCUGAUCUUAUAAAAGUGGUAAAAGUACCACAGAAGACACUCUUGAUGGAUGCUCUUAAAGAAGAAUCUGAGAUAAUCUAUGAUUUUUGCAUGUGCAACCCUCCCUUUUUUGCCAAUCAGUUGGAAGCCAAGGGAGUAAACUCCCGAAAUCCCCGGAGACCUCCACCGAGUUCCGUAAAUACAGGAGGUAUCACAGAAAUCAUGGCAGAAGGAGGUGAAUUAGAGUUUGUUAAAAGGAUCAUCCAUGACAGUUUACAACUUAAAAAAAGAUUAAGGUGGUAUAGCUGUAUGCUGGGGAAAAAAUGCAGCCUGGCUCCUCUGAAGGAAGAACUUCGAAUACAAGGGGUUCCUAAAGUCACCUACACCGAAUUCUGUCAAGGUCGGACAAUGAGAUGGGCUUUAGCUUGGAGUUUUUAUGACGAUGUUACAGUACCAUCACCACCCAGUAAGCGAAGAAAAUUAGAGAAGUCAAGGAAACCCAUUACGUUCAUAGUGUUGGAGUCUGUGAUGAAAGAAUUGUCCCUCAAAGCAUCAUCGCUGGGCUCAGAGGCAGUGGAAGGCAUAGUGGUGGUGACAGCAUGGAUUGAAAAAAUCCUCACUGACCUGAAGGUCCAGCAUAAACGCGUUCCCUGUGGAAAGGAAGAAGUUAGCCUUUUCCUAACAGCAAUAGAAAACUCCUGGAUUCAUUUAAGGAGAAAGAAAAGAGAACGAGUGAGACAAUUGAGAGAAGUUCCCCGAGCUCCUGAGGAUGUCAUCCAAGCCUUGGAGGAGAAAAAGUCCACCACCCCCAGAGAGUUGGGUAGUGGCCAAGAUUUGGCCCAGGGCCCCCAGGAGAGUGUCCCAUGCGAGCCCGCCACACAGGAAGGCGAGUCUGCCACUGUUGAGGGCCAUUGCUCAAACCAGGAUCCACUUCCCCAAGAAGAAAACCCAGAACACAUGGAGGAUGAAAGGAGUGAGGAGAAGGGAGGGAUGGAGGUUUUGGAGAGUUGUAAAGGCUCUAGCAAUGGAGCCCAGGACCGAGAGGCUUCUGAGCAGUUCAGCAGUCCAGUGUCUGAAAAAGGGAGCCAUCUCCAAGGAGUGGCUGGACAUUACCUAUUCAAGUGUUUGAUAAAUGUGAAGAAGGAAGUGGAUGAUGCUUUAGUUGAAAUGCAUUGGGUUGAGGGCCAGAACAGGGAUUUGAUGAACCAGCUUUGUACUUAUAUCCGUAACCAAAUUUUCAGACUUGUUGCUAGUUAACUGCUUGCACAAUUGGGUAAGUUUCUAUAAAGUAGCCUGCUUCAGGGUGGCAAGAGGCAUUCAUUCCACCAUAGGCCCACUGAUAACAUUAUGUGCAAUUAACUUCAAAAAAAAAAAAAAAUAAAUAAAUUCAUCUAUUUUAAAACA